Messenger RNA from Aphanomyces invadans, 2335 nucleotides. RefSeq lists its product as hypothetical. The transcript has a single exon. The record is from RefSeq and is a predicted model, not a curated record. NCBI's taxonomy places the organism in Eukaryota, Oomycota, Saprolegniomycetes, Saprolegniales, Verrucalvaceae. The coding region runs from base 135 to 2210 and encodes 691 amino acids.
GCCAGGGCAAACGUACGGAGCCCCAAGAAACAUGCGAGCCAUGAUCCAGUUGGGUUUGGCAACGACAGCGAUGCCACUGUCAUGGCAGCUCGACAAGUGCACGACGGCAUAGCCGAUUUGGAACUCGUCCCAUCAUGUUCCAUCGAGUCUUGAAAAUGGACCCGGAGUUCCUUGGCCCGCGGCUGGCGUCGGCUGCCAAACCAACCCAUCCGCCCGAACCAGAACCAUCACAGCAGUCGCGCCCACCGCGCCGGACCGACUCGGUCACGUCCUCGACAACGAAUACGCCCGACCAUGCGUGGCCUUCCGUGUUCGACCACGACGCUGUGACGAUGACCGACAACGACCUUCUCUGUCGUGGCCACGCCAUCGCGACGUACGUCCUGGACAAGUGCCGCUUCUACCCAGCCAACGUCGUCGACGCGCAGCCCAAGUGCCUCACGGUUGUCACGACGAUUAUCGUACCUGGCACGCUGAACGAAGUGCUGGACGUGUUCUCGCGCGACCCGCAGCUUGGCUUCCAAGCGUUCCUUCUACGUGUGUUCCAAGACGCUCUCACGGAAGCCAUGUCUGUGCGCCGAGUUACGCCAGGGGUUCUGCGCCAGUCCUCGCGCGACGACAGCACCCCCGACGAGUUCCCGCCUCCGGGAGGUAGCGCCACCGGUCCCGACGACUUCGCCGGGUGCACCGCGUCCAUAAAAGCGCUGAAACUUCACGAAAAGCGCCUCUUCCGCACGUCUCGGCACGACCUCCACAUGCUCGACUUUGUCCGGAAACUGUCCGACGUCGCGUUCAUUCGGGCGUUCAAAUCGCUCGACUUCCGACGAACGGACGACAGUGCCAAAGCCACACGCUGUUUGACCAACAUCUUGUUUGGUUUCCACAUGGCCGAGGUGCACGCGGGCGGCGUCAAGGUUACGUACUUCGGCCAACACGUUGGCAAAAAACACGCGUUCGCGCACGCGAUGCUGCAUCAACUCGCGGGGUCGGUGAGUCUGUUGGCGACGGCGGUGUGGCGCCGCCGGCUUGUGCGCCUCUCUAUAGCGACUCCGGACCACACGACGUGCACGGCGAAUCGGUGCCACCUCUGCAGCCACAACUUGUAUCGACGAAUGCCGACCGAGUGCCGGUUGUGCAACCGGGCCGUGUGCACCAACUGCUCGAAGGUGGAGCGCGGCGAAUCUGCUCGCUGCGUCGAGGUCGACCUACGCGUGUGCAACGUGUGCCUUGCGCAAUGCCAGGCGAACUUGAUCUUGACCAACAAGGCAGGGGCCUCCUCGAAACCCCGCCACCAUCGACACGGCGACGCGGUGGAACAAGACGACGUCAACGAUGAGCAUGGCGCCCUUCCUCGAAUUAGCGAAGUCCUCUGCACUGGGCAAGUCCGUCAUCGAGGGUACAGCACGGCCAAGUCCACGACCGUGCCUCCCCAGCCCAUUGUGUCCGCCCGACGCGACCUGAGCGGCGUGCGCGCGUUUUCGACGCCCCGCGGGGCCUCAGGUCACUACGUUGCCGCACCCUCUUCUGUAACACCCCGCCAACACCCCGUCGCGACCCCUCGAAAUGACGGCGUCAGUUUGGUCCACCAUCACGCUCCGCAGUUCACACCGCGUCAUGUUCUUAACGAGGCAUCCGUGCCUCGGAAAGGGGAUUCGACGACAGCAGCUGCAUCGCGCCAACAAGCCUCCCACGCGCCAGCGGAGAGUGCCCGUCAUGGUGGCCUCGAAUCGAUCCUGGUGACCCCACAGGCGGAAACCCUACGGCAAAACGCGUUCUCCAACGCGGAGCUCCACGAGCGGCUCGAGAAGCUGUGCGUGUCGCUGGCAGGCGCUUUGGAUUGCCACCACGCGUACGUGAGCCUUCUGUACAAGGGUGGGUUUGUCAUGAAGGCGACGUCCGGCAUGGCCCCGUCCUUCCGCAUCGCUCGAAAGGAUGCGUUCAACGUGGCGACGCUUGAAAAGGGCACGACCCCCCUCGUCGUCCCCGACGCGACCGUCGACCACCGCUUUAACACGUCUAUCCGAGUGACGGGACGGGAAUGCAUCCGAUACUACGUUGGGCUGACAUUGAUCACGUCGGAUGGAAUUGAGCUCGGCACCGUCGGCGUUAGCGACGGACUCCCCCGUGCUCGCUUUGACGCGACACACCGCCGCCUCUUGCACUGGUUUGCUUCGACGAUUGUAGACGAAAUCGAACAGUGCUGCCGUUGAUGGCGUCGACGAAGUAGACUCUAGAAGCAGCAUUUGGCUGUGUACACUUAACUUAUCAAACACUUCAUCAUGUCGUUGUGUGCGCGUUGUGGUGAGAAUGGGGCUUGAUCUCGCUCGCGUGUGCA